Messenger RNA from Eublepharis macularius, 2163 nucleotides. Its product is annotated as cytochrome c oxidase assembly factor 8. Gene Ontology annotation, biological process: intrinsic apoptotic signaling pathway. Bases 14 to 637 code for a protein of 207 amino acids. Lineage: Eukaryota; Metazoa; Chordata; Lepidosauria; Squamata; Eublepharidae. The record is from RefSeq and is a predicted model, not a curated record. The transcript is spliced from 5 exons. Gene Ontology annotation, cellular component: mitochondrion.
CGUGAGCUGGCGGAUGGCAACGGCGGUGGUUCGUCGGGUUCUUGACCGUUGGAGGGGAGGCGGCGUGGUGGUUGCGUGCCGCGGCAGGUUUUUCUCAACGGCCGCUGAAGGAGUAUCAAGCACUGAAGGACCAGGGGAGGAGGCCGCCCUGCCGCCCCCCGAAAACAGGGUAAUGGAGACUUCAGGUUUUUCCCCUCCUGCACAUUCUUGCCACGAUUGGAUUGGACCUCCUGAUCAGUAUUCAAACCUCCGCCCAGUAAUAUUUCAUAUUCCUAAACAUGAAUCUCCAUUGGAACGCCGGCUUAGAGAACUUAGACAAGAAACUCAAGCUUGGAAUCAGCAAUUCUGGACAAACCAGAAUAUAUUGUUUAAAAAGGAAAAGGAAGAGUUUGUUCACUCCCGAUUGAAAACCAAGGGUCUGGAACUGAGAGAUGAACAAGGACAGAAAGCAAUGCUGGAUGCUGAAGAAAUGGCUGAAUUUUACAAAGUUUUUUUAAGUAAAAACUUUAAAAAGCAUCAACAUUAUAACAGGGACUGGUACAAACGGAAUUUUACCAUCACAUUCAUCAUGGGCCAAGUGGCAUUUGAGAGAGCAUGGAGGAAACUUCGGUUGAAAAAGAGAAAAACCGAGAGCUAGUACAUUGCAACACCGGGUACAUUUGGUAGAUAGUUUUACUAUCACAUAGAAAGUAAAUUGCCGUGGUGGCUGUUCUUGGAUCUUGGCACAGCUUCAAAUAUGAAUGAAGGUUGAAUUAGAUCUUCCUCUGCUACUAUUUAUAGCACGUAAUAUCCCGUUAGUUGAAAGCUAGAGUGCUAACCUCAGAACUAUGCCCUUAUCGAUAGAAAAAAAGGCUAAUGGCUUAUUUCUGGUUCGCAAAUCAGUUUUCAUGCCUUCCUUGUCCAUGAGCUGGCUGUUGCAUUCCACAGAGGUGAAAAUGUGUCAACCCCCGGUGCUUAAAAUCUGGUUUCCUAACACGUUCUAAGUACAUUGACUUCAGUCGGUACGUUUGAAGAGGUGUAACUCUGAUUAGGACACCUCCGCUGCUAAGAAGGAGGAGAUUGUAAAUAUGAACAGAGUUAUAAGAACACCUUCAAACACCAGUUCAUUUUGUUGAUUUUUCUUGAUCACUCCUCAGUUACAGUCGUCUUCAUCCUGCAUUCCUCAAGAAACAAAGAGCUGACAAGUUUGGUUUUAUCAUAGAGGGGUUUCUGGGUAUUAAUGGUCUUCUCACCUUGUUUAAUAAUUGUCUGGUCUAAAUGAACAUUGCGUGUUCAGCCAGAAAUGUUAUUGCAUACCAGUUAGGGUGGGUGUAGACACAAGUGGAGAUGUUCUUAUUGUUAAACAGCAGACUGCAAGUAUUGCUCUUUGCAGUUCAUGAAAAUAACAGUAGCCAUUUGCAGCUAUCUAGGCGUCUAGAUUGUCAGAUGUGGUUGUGUCCCUUUCCUGACUUUUCAAGGAAGCCAGCACAGUGUUCUUCUGCCAUUACCAAAGUCAUAACAUGAUAAUCCGUUGAUUCCAUGUAUUCAAUUCUUCAGUGUAUAACCCUGAAGGAAGACUCGCUCCCUCUCUCUCUAUACAAUCAUCAUCAAGAUAAGUCUUUUCUAGAGUACGUUUCUAUGCACUCAGGCUGUUUGCUGCUUCAAAAAGUGUUGAAAGGAACAAUUUAAUAAUUCUGAUAUUUGAAUGAAUUCAUGUCAAGUUAUAUUAUGUUCUAAAGGACAGAGGUAGCUGACUCGGUAUUUUACCAGAAGGCUGUGAUGGUAAGUGUGCUAGUCUUCUUUCAGAAGGGCAUAGACUAGUUCUGUGUGCUGCUUGUAAUAAAAGGCGAUUGAAGAUGUGUAUGAUGACAUGACUUUACUAGAAAAUGUCCCUGUCUUCCCUCUAGGCAAAAUCCUGUUAUGAUUCUGCACUCACUCUAUUUUUGGUAGAACUGGUGCCAUCAAAUGUGUUCUUUAUUGAGAUGUAUUAUUCAGGAGGAUGGGAUUUGUGUUGCAAACCCCCCCAUUAUUUUUUCAAUAAUAGAUCAUUAUUUUGACACAACCGAUCCAUUAAUAAUAAUGAAAGUAUUGCCUUUUCAUAAUGUUCAGUUAUCACGUAGCAAUUAUAAAAACAAUGUACAAUGAUGAAAAUGUGAGGUGACUUCAGAAGGAAUUUCUGCUUUG